This is a messenger RNA of Glossina fuscipes, 1119 nucleotides long. It is a transcript of the gene Csp, whose product is annotated as dnaJ homolog subfamily C member 5 homolog. The transcript has 7 exons. Lineage: Eukaryota; Metazoa; Arthropoda; Insecta; Diptera; Glossinidae. The record is from RefSeq and is a predicted model, not a curated record. Gene Ontology annotation, cellular component: type Is terminal bouton. Gene Ontology annotation, biological process: regulation of neuromuscular synaptic transmission. The coding region runs from base 166 to 942 and encodes 258 amino acids.
AAAAGAAAUUUGGUCGAGAACAAUUUCUUGGAUGAAACGAAUAAGUGAAAAAGAGUAGCAGCGACGUAAGCAGUCAUUGCAUCUGCAUAUAAUUUCUUGUGUUAUUGAUAAUGUUGUUGAGGCUAGGAUGUGUAGAAGUGUUGUGUAUGUAUUUAUGUAAAAUAUAUGUGUGUGUGUUUUGUUGGUGGCGUAUGCGGCACUAAGAAGAGAAUGGGCGGACAGCCGGCUGCGCAUACUUCGGGUGAUUCCCUAUACGAAAUAUUAGGACUUCCUAAAACAGCAACCGCUGAAGAUAUUAAAAAGACUUAUAGAAAACUUGCUUUAAAGUACCAUCCAGAUAAAAAUCCCGACAAUGCUGAAGCUGCCGAAAAAUUCAAGGAAGUCAACCGAGCGCAUUCGAUAUUAAGCGAUCAAACAAAGCGUAAUAUUUAUGACAAUUACGGUUCACUCGGUUUGUAUAUAGCUGAACAAUUUGGCGAAGAAAAUGUCAAUGCAUACUUUGUAGUAACAUCACCAGCAGUUAGAGCGUUAGUUAUUUGUUGUACAUUAUUGACCGGCUGUUGUUGCUGUUGCUGCUGCUGUUGUUGCUGCAACUUUUGCUGUGGAAAGUUUAAACCACCAGUCAACGAAUCACAUGAUCAGUAUUCACAUUUAAAUCGUGAUGGUGAAAAUAGAGACGCUAGUCAACGUCCCCGUAAUAUGGGUCAGCCCGACCGACUUGAGGAAGUCGAUUUAGAUGAGCCAUCACUAACACAACCUGCUGCCAACCAGGCUAAUAAUGCGAACAAUACGGCCGGACAACCGGUCUUUGCUAUGCCACCACCACAACCACCAGCAACCGGUGUUAAUCCAUUUACCGGUGCCCCAGUGGCGGCCGCCACAGAACAAACCUCAUUAAACACCACAGAGCAAACCACUUAUACACCAGAUUAUCAACGUUAAGAAAAACACGAACCGACCACAAUGAAAAUGUUCUUAAGCGUGUUAUUAACUAUUAAGACUCAUCAACAGAUUUAUCAAAAAUAUAUAUAUAUAUAUAUAUAUAGAAUGGAGAGUAAUACGUGUUGAAGAUUAUGUAAUGUAUAUAUGUAAGGUUUGGCCGUUUGACCGUCGUCUGAU